Messenger RNA from Electrophorus electricus (electric eel), 5492 nucleotides. The record is from RefSeq and is a predicted model, not a curated record. Lineage: Eukaryota; Metazoa; Chordata; Actinopteri; Gymnotiformes; Gymnotidae.
CACGUGCGCAUGUGUGAGACUGAGUCUAUGGAAACGAGUCUAUGCCAUCCAUUCAGGAAUGGAAUUUUAAACCGGCUUCCUGUGUUUGUGAGAUUCUCAAAGUGCAGGGGAGUUAAGGAUUGGGAUCCUCGAUCAGUCUGCCACCUCAACAUGGAGUAGCCGUGUCUCUCAGCAACGGAAGGAGCAGUCCUUUUAGCGAUCUUUUGUGGCAGUUUUCAGCGGAUAUACUAGCCGCAAAUGUAGAACUACUGCCCUAAUUUGCAUGAUAGUGAAGACAAGACUUCUAGAGCGAUUUUCUGUUUAUAAUUGAAAAGAUGGCGAACGACUCUCCGGCUAAAAGUCUAGUAGAUAUAGACCUUUCUUCUUUACGGGAUCCAGCCGGGAUAUUUGAAUUAGUGGAAGUGGUUGGAAAUGGCACAUAUGGACAAGUGUACAAGGGUCGACAUGUCAAGACGGGACAGCUGGCGGCCAUCAAGGUCAUGGACGUCACGGAGGAUGAAGAGGAAGAGAUUAAGCUUGAGAUCAACAUGCUGAAGAAGUACUCGCACCACAGAAACAUCGCCACUUACUAUGGUGCUUUCAUCAAGAAGAGCCCGCCGGGCCACGAUGACCAGUUGUGGCUGGUGAUGGAGUUCUGUGGAGCUGGCUCCAUCACAGACCUGGUGAAGAAUACGAAGGGUAACUCGCUGAAGGAGGACUGGAUUGCCUACAUCUCCCGAGAGAUCCUCAGAGGUCUGGCCCAUUUGCACGCACAUCAUGUCAUCCACCGUGACAUCAAAGGUCAAAAUGUCCUGCUGACUGAGAAUGCUGAGGUGAAGCUGGUGGACUUUGGAGUGAGCGCCCAGCUGGACCGCACGGUUGGCCGGAGGAACACCUUCAUUGGCACGCCCUACUGGAUGGCCCCUGAGGUCAUCGCCUGUGAUGAAAACCCUGACGCCACAUACGACUACAGGAGCGACCUGUGGUCUUGCGGCAUCACUGCUAUAGAAAUGGCUGAAGGAGCUCCCCCACUGUGUGACAUGCACCCCAUGCGAGCGCUUUUCCUCAUCCCCAGGAACCCGCCCCCAAGGCUCAAGUCCAAAAAAUGGUCCAAGAAGUUCUUCCACUUCAUCGAGAGCUGCUUGGUGAAGACCUACACCCAGCGGCCUCCCACUGACCAGCUCCUGAAACACCCUUUCAUCAGGGACCAGCCCAACGAGAGGCAAGUGCGCAUCCAGCUCAAAGACCACAUUGACCGCACCCGCAAGAAGAGGGGCGAGAAAGACGAGACAGAGUACGAGUACAGUGGUAGUGAGGAAGAGGAGGAGGAAGCAGCAGAGCUGGAGGGAGAACCCAGCUCCAUCGUGAAUGUGCCAGGCGAGUCUACCCUGCGCCGGGACUUCAUCCGCCUGCAACAGGAGAACAAGGAGCGCUCUGAGGCGCUGAGGAGGCAGCAGCUCCUGCAGGAGCAGCAGCUCCGCGAGCAGGAGGAGUACAAGCGCCAGCUACUGGCCGAGCGGCAGAAACGCAUCGAGCAGCAGAAGGAGCAGAGGAGGAGGCUGGAGGAGCAACAACGGCGAGAGCGAGAGGUGAGGAGGCAGCAAGAACGGGAGCAGAGGCGGCGGGAACAGGAGGAGAAGAGGAAGGUGGAGGAGAUGGAGCGGCGACGCAAAGAAGACGAGGAGCGCAGGAGAGCCGAGGAGGAUAAGAGGAGGAACGACCGUGAACAGGAGUACAUCCGUCGGCAGCUGGAAGAGGAGCAGAGGCACCUGGAGAUCCUCCAGCAGCAGCUGCUUCACGAGCAGGCCAUGUUACUGGAGUUCAAGUGGCGGGAGCUGGAGGAGCAGCGCAAGGCGGAGCGGCUGCAGAGACAGCUACAGCAGGAGCAGGCUUACUUGCUCUCUCUGCAGGAGGAGCAGAAGCAGCGGAGCCAGGCCCCCCUCAUGCCCCACCCCGACUGGGCCAAACUGCCCGAGGCGCGGCCCAUAGACAUGCCUGAGCGCCGGCUUGGACCAUGCGAAGUUAGUGGCGUGCCAAAAACCGAACACUCGGUUCUUAGGGAGACCGAGCGAAGUGCAGACGAGAAUGCAGGACAGACUAAGCCUGUAGAUGGGACUAAACCCUUGGCUGACCAGACCAGGGACCAGACUGAAACCGUCUCAAUGGACUGGAGUGUUUUAGUCGUACAGCCCACCCGAGGGAAUAGCCCUCCAACGGAUGGGACUGACGAACCCCUCGUCCAGUCAACUUCAAGUGGCGCAGUCUCUGAAGCCCAGCCAAUCAGAGAGGUCGAUGAGCGCUACCGGAAGACUGCGCAGGGCUCUCCUCAGAACGCACCUCCAAAGCAGCCUCCGGUGCCCCCCCGGUCGUCUGAGCCAUACUCUAACGGCAGCUCCUCCUGUGAGUCCUCAGCCAUGCACAAGCCCAUGGAGCCACAGGUGCAGUGGUCUCACCUGGCUGCCCUAAAGAACAACGCCUCUGCUUCCCCGGUCUCUCGCUCCCAUUCCUUCAGCGAUCCCGUUCCGAGUUUCCCACACAUCCACCUGCGCUCCCAGGAAUCCCACCCGCACCACCACCCAUUGCACCACCAUGCACGUCCCGAGCACCCACAGCCCAGGGGCCCCGAGGCCCCUGAAGCAGGCCAUAAUGAGGAGGUCCCUCCUCGGGUCCCUGUGAGGACAACGUCUAGAUCCCCCGUCCUGUCCCGUAGAGACUCCCCACUGCAGAGUGGACAGCAAAGUAACCAGGCCAGCCAGAGGAAUGCAGGAAGUAAUGUGGAGCCGCGUCUCUUGUGGGACCGGGUGGAGAAGCUGGCCUCCAGGCCAUGCAGCGGCAGCUCCUCAGGCUCCAGCAACUCCAGCUCGCCUGCAGGCUCCCAGGCUGGCUCUGGCGAGAAGUUCAGGACCCGCUCUUCUUCAAAGUCCGAGGGCUCUCCACUGCAGCGUCCAGAACAUGCUGGGAAAAGAUCGGAGGAGAAGAGGGAAUUUGUCAGACCCAGGCCUGCUGGGGAAGCGGAUCUGACUCUGCUGGCCAAUGAGGUGCGAGCAGCUGAAGAUGCCCGCCCCCCUCACAAAGUGACAGACUACUCCUCAUCGAGUGAGGACUCUGAUUCGGACGAGGAUGAUGAGGAGGUGGAACAGGAGCUGGGGAAUGAGUCUACCUCGGGUGCAGAAGAAUCGAGAGCAAGCUCCUCAAAGAUUAGCAAUGGUGAAACGGAGUCAGUAAAGACCAUGAUUGUUCACGAGGAAGAGGAAAGCGACCCUACCACCACACCCUCUAAAGAUGGCACUGUCAUAGUCAGACAGAGUGUAGCUGACAUAAAGCGCUUGGCUCCUGGGCCCGGCUCUGACCCAGGCCCCGCCCAUAACCAGGCCCACGAGGAACGAAACGGCUUCCCAGUUCGCAUUCACCUCCUGCCCGACCUCAUCCAGCAGAGCCAUCACUCUCCCUCCCCCUCCGUCACAUCCUCCCCAGCCUCCAGCCACGCCAGCCCCUCUAUGUCCCCCCACACCCCCACGGACAAGUCGGUUGUCAGCGAGAUGCAGUCUGCCAGCAGUACUCUUGAGAAACACAAGUCCUCCUCAUCCUUCACACCCUUCAUUGACCCGCGCCUCCUGCAAGUGUCGCCCUCUAGUGGCAUCUCUCUUAACAACAUGGCAGGCUUUGGGAAUGACGGACGGCUGCAGGAAGUCCUAAGGCCCGACCCAUCACGGAAGGGCUCUGUGGUUAACGUCAACCCAGUGAACACUCGCCCGCAGAGUGAUACACCUGAGAUCCGCAAGUACAAGAAGAGGUUCAACUCAGAGAUCCUGUGUGCUGCGCUCUGGGGGGUGAACCUGUUAGUGGGCACAGAAAGUGGACUUCUACUCCUUGACCGCAGCGGGCAGGGCAAGGUCUACCCCCUCAUCAACCGACGCCGCUUCCAGCAGAUGGAUGUCCUGGAAGGGCUCAAUGUUCUGGUCACGAUAUCAGGCAAAAAGAACAAACUGCGAGUGUAUUAUUUGUCCUGGCUGAGGAACAAGAUUCUGCAUAAUGAUCCUGAGGUGGAGAAGAAACAAGGCUGGACAACAGUGGGAGAUCUGGAGGGCUGUGUGCACUACAAAGUUGUUAAAUAUGAAAGAAUCAAGUUUUUGGUGCUUGCCUUGAAGAACUCUGUGGAGGUGUAUGCCUGGGCUCCAAAGCCAUACCAUAAGUUCAUGGCCUUUAAGUCAUUUGGAGACCUAAUGCACAAGCCCUUGCUAGUUGACUUGACUGUAGAGGAGGGUCAGAGGUUAAAGGUGAUCUAUGGCUCCUGCUCUGGGUUCCAUGCCGUGGAUGUGGACUCGGGUGCUGUUUAUGACAUCUACUUACCCACGCACAUUCAGACCAGCAUCCAAUCACACGCCAUCAUCAUCCUCCCCAACACAGAUGGCAUUGAGCUGCUGGUAUGCUACGAGGACGAAGGCGUCUAUGUGAACACGUAUGGCCGCAUCACCAAAGAUGUGGUUCUGCAGUGGGGAGAGAUGCCCACCUCUGUGGCAUACAUCAGGUCUAACCAGAUCAUGGGCUGGGGAGAGAAAGCCAUAGAGAUCCGCUCUGUGGAAACGGGACAUCUGGACGGUGUCUUUAUGCACAAAAGGGCACAGAGACUCAAAUUCCUCUGUGAAAGAAAUGACAAGGUUUUCUUUGCCUCUGUGCGGCCGGGAGGCUCCAGCCAGGUCUACUUCAUGACCCUGAGCCGCAGUAACCUGCUGAGCUGGUAACGCUGCCCUGUGUCUGGUUCCGACUACGAAGCACAGCCUUGUCUAAUGUGCUGAAGAGCUGGCACUGAAGGAAAAAAAAAAAAAAAUCUUCCUGGAGCCAAUAUAUUUUCUGGGGUCACAUGUUCCACUGUAUUGGUGCUGUUUUUCAAGCUGUGGUCUGGCCAUUAGGGGACUGAACGUCGAAUGCCGACAAAGGAAUGGGAUUGUCCGGGAGCAACAGCGCCCCCUGCCACCGGGACCGUGAACAUUGACUUGUUGUUCUGUUGUCAAGUCUACAGCGCUGCUCUGUGGCUCAGCCAGCUCCAGGCUUUGAGCGAAGAUAAACUCCCAUCCGUUGUAAGAACUUAAAAUUCAGGGGUUCCUUCUCCCUCAACACUUUCAGAUGUAAAGAAAUAUAAAAUCCUGAACCGUGAAUCUAGUUUAAAUGUUAAAUGUGUUCCCACAGAGUUUAGAUUGUCAGAGUGGCACGAUGUGUGUACCAUCUCCCUUGCUGAAAGACUAGAGGGGAAGAAGGGUCAUGGUAGUAGCUGUUGGAAAGAGCUUGGGCUUGUUUUCCUUCUGUGAAUUUGUCAACUGCCAAGAACAGUCAUACUGUACUAUUGUGGUAGUCCAGGUUACUUUGGGGAUUAAUACUUGGAGGAUUUUUAACAACGUUGACUUGUGUGUUGAUUUUACGCUAAUGAAAUUGCCACAAUGUUCAUAUACAGUACAUUGAGUGUUUUUAUUUUUUAAGCAUUGCACUUGAUAAAUAAAUUCUUAGUUUCCUUCUCA